Molecule: messenger RNA, 5579 nt
Organism: Maylandia zebra (zebra mbuna)
Lineage: Eukaryota; Metazoa; Chordata; Actinopteri; Cichliformes; Cichlidae
Product: carbonic anhydrase-related protein 10
Biological process (GO): one-carbon metabolic process
Molecular function (GO): carbonate dehydratase activity; zinc ion binding
Source: RefSeq, a predicted model, not a curated record
CACCCACCCGCCCCAAACACAAGCGGAGCGUGCAUCAUGAACGGAUUUCACGGCUGACAUUUUAUAAGGACAGAACACACUGACUAAGAGAUAAAUGUAUGACGAACGCUGGUAAAAAUAAUUUUGUUAAAAAUAUAAGACCGAAAUGUUGCCCGAACACCAAACCGGAAAGCGAAGGAGGACGAAGCCGUGAGAACGGAUCUGUCCUACGAGGCUUGAAACCAUCACGGCGCUCCACGGGAGGAGCGAGACGGGGAUAACGAGCUCCAAAAGAAGAAGAGGAGGGGGAAAAUGCUUAAAGUUUGGCCGUGUUGUUAUCUACAAGUGCGACUCAGCAGCAGCAUCAGAAAAUGAGCAGGAAUUAAACGAAGAAUGCAUGUCGUUUGGGAUAUAGCUGUGAUUUUGCAAACAUAUAUCAUCUGCACUUCAUCAGCUCAGCCUAUUACAUCCAAGCUUGAUGACAGUUGGUGGGCAUAUAAGGAUGUUGUCCAGGGGAGCUUUGUUCCAGUUCCAUCCUUCUGGGGUCUGGUGAACUCAGCCUGGAACCUGUGUGCCAUUGGGAAAAGGCAGUCUCCCAUCGACAUCGAAACCAGUCACAUGAUUUUUGACCCGUACCUGACCCCUCUCAGGCUCAAUACAGGAGGACAUAAGAUGGGAGGCACCAUGUACAACACUGGGAAGCAUGUGUCCCUGCGGCCAGACAAAGCCCACCUGGUGAACAUCUCUGGGGGCCCACUGGGAUACAGCUACCGUCUGGAAGAGGUCCGUGUCCACUUUGGGAGUGAAGACUCUCAAGGUUCAGAGCACCUUCUUAAUGGACAGGGCUUUCCUGGAGAGGUCCAGCUGAUCCAUUAUAAUCAAGAUCUGUAUGCCAACUACAGCGAGGCAGCUAAGAGCCCUCAUGGAAUUGCUGUGGUUUCCAUCUUCAUAAAGCUCUCUGAAAAUUCCAACGCCUUCCUCAACCGUAUGCUCAAUAGAGACACCAUCACCAGAAUUAACUACAAACACGAUGCCUUCUUAUUGAUGGGUCUGAACAUAGCUGACCUCUACCCCGACACCACACGUUAUAUCACCUACGAGGGCUCCAUCACCAUUCCUCCCUGCUAUGAGACAUCCACGUGGAUACUCAUCAACAAGCCAGUCUACGUGACACAGAUGCAGAUGCACUCCCUGCGCCUCCUCAGCCAGAAUGAGCCCUACAAGAUAUUCCUUAGUAUGAGCGACAACACCCGGCCCACCCAGCCUUUGCUUCAACGCUGCAUCCGUACCAAUAUCAACUUUAGCAAGCAGGGCCGUGACUGCCCCAACAACCGUGCCCUUCGUCCACAAUACAGAGUGAACCAGUGGCUCCUGAAAUAGAGGUGAAGCUGCAGUACCACAGCUGGAGAGGCAGGAAUCACUGGCACCCUUUUCCCACUGCCGAACCAAACUGAGAAGAACAAAUGGGACAUGCAGUCAAUAAAAAGCACAAAAGCUGCACAUCACUAAAGACAGCUUAAGCAAACUGAUAUUAGCUCAGCUCAAAUGACAAAGCUCUAACUGCUACGCUGGCCUCCUACUCAUCCACUGUCUAACAAUACUCAUCAGGGGCCUGCAACGAUGGUACAAAUCAAUACAAAGUGUGAAAUAGACCAUAAGGACUCUGAUGUCUACUGUGUACUGUCUGUUUAUUUGUUUUGUGACGUCACGACGAUUGAAGUUGCAAUGAUCCAAACAUUUUAUGGCUAAUUUAUAGAUGUGUGGAUGCAGCUAAAAAUGCCAGUUCCUGGGGUUUGGCUGUGAUAAUCACUUAUCAAAUCUGGUACAGAAAGCAAUUAUAAAAAAAACCCUCAUUGAUUCACCAGAGGAACUGUUGCAUUUCUAACAUGUCUGUGUAAGUUUUCAGUCAUCCAGGUCAUGGUAGUCUAAGGAGCUUGGUCUUGAAGACAUGUCACCUCUCAUCCAACAAGCUUCUUCAGUUCAUUUUACAUUCCCAAUGAUGAUCGAUACCCCUGCCAUUAAAGAAACUCUCAGCUUUGUUAUGAUGAGACAGAAUAACAUGCCUAUCCUGAUAUCAAAUAAUGAUUAAAGAUGAUCAUUUUGAAAAGAGAAUUCAGAACUUGUGAAAUGAGGUUACAUAGCUAAAGGGAGGUAGAAGCUGGAUCUCUGACAGUUUACAGACCUGAACAGAUGGAGCCACUGGAGAUUGGAAAGAGAUAGGUCACUCAAUUUGCAUGAUUUUGUUCACUCGUCUUCAUGGUAUUUAAUUAAAAAGCGGAGUCAGAGUUCAUCUCACAUCAAGUCCCUGCUUUUCACAGCGAUGUAUUAAGAGCUGACCUUCCUUCCAUUACUCCAAGAGCAAACAGACUGUUUUCACCAAAGUUUAUUCUGCAAAGAGUACCCUCUGCAAAUUAACCAUUUAGUAAUCCCUGCAUUAAAUAGAAGCUCUUCAAUCAGCCUAGCAACUGUAAUGAGAUAUGUCAGGCCUGUCUGGCUUUGGAUUUGUCCCCCACCCAAAAUGAUGUAGAAGGAGUGUGGGGGAGAAAACAAAACAAAACAACAAAAGGUUUUUCUUGUACAGUUGUAACUGAAGUAAAAGCACCACUUUGCAGUCAUUGUAAUUAGGAUUUGGGGAAAGAACAAAGUGAUUCGAGAAGUAUGCAGUUGUGGAUCUAAAGAAAACAUUUGGAAGGGUACCAAGAGAGGAACUCUGGCACUGCAUUAUGGAGUCAGGAGUGGCAAAGAAGUAUGUAAGUCUGGUACUGGACAGCAGGACAGUGGUAAGGUGUUGGGUAGGAGUCACAGAUUGGUGUGGCUGGAAUUACAUUAGGGAUCAGUUCUGAGUCUCUUCCAUUUCACAGUGGAGAUAGACAGACAGGUUGACAGAUGAGGUAAGGCCAGUCAAGUGUCCAUGAACUGUGACAUUUUCAGACUACCUGAUCUAUAGUGAGAGUAAGGAGCAGGUGGAAGGGAGUCUGGACAGGUGGAGGUAUGCUUUGGUGAGGAGAAGAGAAGUAAGAUGGAAUAUGUGUGUGAAGGAGAGGGAGACAGAUGGAAAGGUAAACAGCCAAGAAGCAGAGACAAGGAGGUUAGAUGUGCUUAAAUACCCAGGCUCAGCCAUCUAAAGCAAUGAGCAGUACACAAGAGAGGUGAAGAAGAGUAGAUGGAAACGAGCGUAUUGGGUGAUUUAUGAGCAGGGAUGGCUUACAUGAUGCUAGUGAGAUGUGCUAUGAUGUAUGGUUAGGAGACAGUCGCACUAGCUAAAAGACAGGAGGCCGAGCUGGAGGUGGUAGUGCUGAAGAUGUUAAGGUUUUCAUUUCGAGUGAGAAGAAUAAACAGGAUUAGAAAUGAGGACAUCAAAGGGAAAGCUCAGGUUGAGUUGUUUGGAAACAAAAUUAAAGAGACAAGGCUGAGAGGUUUGGACAUGUGCAGAGGAGGGACGGUGGGUAUAUUGCACAACAGAUGUUGAAUAUGGAGAUUCCAGGCAGGAGGGAUAGAGGGAGACCACAGAGUUGAUUCAUGGAUAUAGUAAAUGAGGACAUGCACACAGAUGGUGUGACAGAAGAGGAUGCUAGAGAUAGAGUGAGACGGAGGGAGAUGAUCUGCUGUGAUGACUCCUAAAGGGAGCAGCUAAAAGGAGAACAAAGAACAGCGUGAUGAUGUUGGAAAAACACUAAAUCAGUGUAGUAAAAACACUGAGAAGAGAUGAAUGGGUCAAAAAAUAUAUUAGUCUUGAACACGGGACAAAGCUGAUAGUCGGCGUUAACCGUGACACCAAAGGUUCAUUCUUGUUAUUCAAGUACCUAGCUUACUAAUGCUGCUGUAACAGUACAAAAAAUGCUAUUUCCUUAUUUUCUUCACCAAUAAUCAGGAUAGUGACUAUUUGACUUGAAUUUGUAAGCAUUGUAUCACUUUAACAGUAUGUGGGGAUUUUGAUAUUUAAGUUAAAAAGUCCCACAUUCACAUCAUUAAACGACUCAAUGUGGCAACUGUCAGUAUUCUGGUGCCAUUUCACUUAAGAUUUCCCGCAGUCUUUAUCAAAAUCUUAACUAAAAACAUGAAUGAUACUGUACAGAACCAGUCUGAAGAGUACUGAGUGAGUGAUGAUAAUUUUUUCUUAAAUAUACAGUAUUUUUUUUUUCCAAUCCAUGAAAAAAAUCUGUCACAUUUUAUGGCAUAAUUAUAUUUAACUGUCGUUACAUUUCCUGUCAUUCCCUUUUUUGCCAGGUCAGAUAUAUCAGAAAAAGACGAGUUUCCCAGCUAUAAUUAUCACAUUUGACAUUUAUUUUCAGACGAUGGCAGUUAUUGCAACUCCAAUAUUAUUUAAACACAGUAUUAGCUUUGACCUUUUUGCAAAUCAUUUUACAAAAUACCUUAAAUACAGAAAGUUGGUAAUGCUAAAUACUGGAUUUCAAAGGUUUUCAACCAGCAUGUUUUACGGUAAACAUAAGUUGAUGCUACCUACCUAAUAAAGUUGUUAGGCUGUAACCAUUACAGCCAACUAAUCUGCAUUUCUCAAAAUGAAAAGUAGUUAUUGUAAUUUGUUUAUGUGCCACGAGAGAAAUGAAAACAAACAUAACUGGGCGGUUGGGGUUAGUUGGAGAAGAAAGGGUCAAAUUUAUCCAGAGUAACACAGAGAGACACAACAAGAUUACAUUUCUCCACAUUCAGCAUUUCUGCCAGUGAAAUCAUGUUGUUGAUAAUUAUUAUCAAGUGUAAAUGACAUUACUGAUCUUGUUGUUAUUAAAGUGGGAAAGUGCGACCGUCUCCAAUAAUAUAUUCAAAAUGCAGACACUAAUGUCUGAAAUAUUCAAUUUUCUCUGUGGCAUUUUCUUAUAAACAAAUUUGUUUAAUUAUUAUUUUUUAUUUGAUUUGUGUUUUUACAUUUAAGCUUUUCAUAUGUUUCCAUCCUUCUCAAGAUGCAGAUAGCUGAUUCUUCAAGCACCACCUGUAGAUCAGUACAAUUGUGUGACAACACUGGCAGGACUGAAUAUCAUAUUGUAACAACAAUAUGAUAAAACUAGAACAAAGUCACUGAACAGCUGCUCUAUAAAUAAAACACCACAGAAUAAUAAGGUACCAACAACUGUUUAUAUUAAAGAUCUUCAUGGGUUCAAGGCCUGAUCAAAACCAUCAAAUCAAAAAGACUUUCUUAAUUUCAUUCAGGUUUAACAUGCAUUGAUGGUUGUAGAUCUUAAAAUUGUUGGAUAAAGAUUCCCAUCAUAGAGACAAUUUAUGUAAUGGUUUCCCAUCAUGGAUUGUCACUAACCGAACUGGUCAACUUGUGGGAUUGUUUUUUUAUUUUUACCUUUCAGUCUGCUGUGAUGUUGUAUCUCAUGAAAAAAAACUGACUCUUUAUGUUUGUUUAGUUUUAAUAUGUAACUGUAAUGAAAAAAAAAAAGAACUAUGAUGAGCUAUGGGAGCUAUGUGCUACAACCACUGGAAAAGGAAUUUACAAUUAUAAAAGCUAUAUUUCAUUUGAGGUAACUUGAAAUUAUACUCAUGUAUGUUGAAUGUAAAUAUGAGUUUUGUUUAAGAUGGAUUACAGUGGAGAUUAUUACCUUUUUGGACAAAAUAAAUGCUAUUGUUUUAUGUUUAAA